UCCAUGGGGAUAAUCUUGUGUGAGAGAAAAGAAAAGAGAAGCUGUGCAUUCGACUAGCCCAGGCCUGAUACACACUCCAUCAUCAAGGAGGCCUGUUUAUGUCUACAGCAUCAACCUUGUGAGACCCCUCCAGCAUCCUCCCACUUCCUACCUUUCAGCUUGAUAUUUCUUGGCCAGGGCUCCUCAACUUUGGCCUGGAUUCCUCAGCCAUGUCAAGCCCUAGCAGCAGUCCAGAGAGAGAGGGAGGGGUGGUGGGUUCUGUUCAACUGGAGGACCUCUCAUCUCCUCCAGGGUUGGAAACUGACUCAACUUUUGUUGGCAGUCCAGUGCUCAGUCCAGACUCCAGUUCCCACGAUACCGCACUCUCAGCCCCGGCAGUUUCCCCAGCUGACUCAGAAAACCUUAGUCCAGAUGAGCUUGAGCUUCUGGCUAAACUGGAGGAACAAAACAGGUUGUUAGAGGCAGAUUCUAAGUCCAUGCGUUCAAUGAGUGGAUCUCGGAGAAAUAGUGGGUCCUCUUUGGUGUCAAGCUCAUCUGCAUCCUCUAACCUGUCCCAUCUGGAAGAGGACACCUGGAUCCUGUGGGGACGCAUCGUCAAUGAGUGGGACGAGUGGAGACGAAAAAAGGACAAACUUUUGAAGGAGCUAAUUAGGAAAGGCAUUCCUCAUCAUUUCAGAGCAAUCGUUUGGCAAUUGUUAUGUAAUGCCACUGACAUGCCUGUGAAGAAUCAGUAUUCUGAACUCUUAAAAAUGUCAUCUCCAUGUGAGAAACUUAUACGCAGAGACAUUGCCCGCACGUACCCAGAACACGACUUCUUCAAAGGCCAGGACAGCCUGGGGCAGGAAGUUCUGUUUAACGUCAUGAAGGCAUAUUCUCUGGUGGAUCGGGAGGUUGGUUAUUGUCAGGGCAGUGCCUUCAUCGUAGGAUUACUACUGAUGCAGAUGCCGGAGGAGGAGGCUUUCUGUGUGUUUGUUAGACUAAUGCAGGAGUACAGGCUUAGAGAGCUGUUUAAACCCAGUAUGGCUGAACUCGGUCUGUGCAUCUACCAGUUUGAACACUUGCUACAGGAGCAGUUGCCCGAAUUGAACAUUCAUUUCCGUUCUCAGAGUUUCCACACUUCUAUGUACGCUUCAUCCUGGUUCCUUACACUCUUCCUCACUUUCCUGCCCCUACCAAUAGCUACACGUAUAUUUGACAUCUUUAUGUAUGAGGGUUUGGAGAUUAUAUUCCGAGUUGGGAUAGCAAUACUGCAAUACAACCAGACAGACCUCAUACAGCUAGACAUGGAGGGAAUGUCACAGCACUUUCAGAAGGCGAUUCCUCAUCAGUUUGACAGCUGCCCAGAUAAACUCAUCCUACGGGCCUAUCAGGUCAAGUACAUUCCCAAGAGAAUGAAAAAACUAGAAAAGGAGUAUACCACCAUCAAGAACAAAGAGAUGGAGGAACAGAUUGAGAUUAAGAGACUACGUACAGAAAACAGACUACUGAAACAGAGGAUUGAAACCCUGGAGAAAGAGAGUGCUGCAUUAGCAGACAGGUUGAUUCAGGGUCAGGUGACACGAGCUCAGGAGGCCGAAGAGAACUACGUAGUUAAGCGUGAACUUGCAGUGGUUCGGCAACAGUGUCAUAAUACCAGUGAGAGUCUGAAGAAGGCACAGGACAAUAUCCGAGAACUUCAGCAACACAAGUAUACGGAGGAGUUUGUGAGCGGGCUGCAGACUCAGUUGGAACAGUCUCGGCUGCAGGAGGCCGAACUACUCGGUGGACUGAAAGAAAUGCAGGACAAAGUGCUGGAUCUGGAGAAGAGGAGCAGCUCUCUGCCUGAUGAAAUUAAUGUAGCUCAACUUCAGGAGGAGUUGAAGCUGGUGAAACUGAGAGAGCAGGAGACACUCCGGUCCUUCAGAGAGAUGCAAGAGGCCGUUACUGACCUUAACCACUGCUGGCAGAAUCAUACAUCUCGUGGAGGAGGAGGCCAUUGGAAAGAGUCUCCUAAGAAGAAUGCAUUAAAUGAGUUGCAGGAUAAACUAAUGAGUUUGAGACUGCGAGAGGCUCAAACACAGGCUGAACUCAAAGAGGUCAAACUUAAAAAUCUGCAGCUGGACAGCCAGAACCAGAUCAAUUGUAAGCUAGUUGGUCGGCAUGAGCAGGACAGCGCCUCCCUGCAGGAGAGGCUUCAAAACGCUCUUUCUCACAACAAAACGCUACAGAGCCAACUUAGUGAAAUGAAGAGAAAGCAGGCUGAGUUUGACUGCAAGAGCAAAGAAGAGGUUAUGGCAGUGCGACUAAGAGAAGCUGACAGCAUGGCAGCUAUAGCUGAACUGCGGCAGAAGAUAGCCGAGCUAGAAAUACAGAAAGAGGAAGGGCUGAUCCAAGGCCAGCUGAAUCACUCAGACUCCAGACAGUAUAUAACUCAACUGAGACAGCAGAUCACUGAACUCAAGAAUGAGAUCAGGCAUCUGCGUGGACAGCCCUCCAAGUUCCAGAACACUGGUGGAGGGGUUUAUCAGGACCUGUGUUUGGCUAGCCCAGCAUCUGCUGAAGGUGAUUACCUCAGUUCAGAUGAGGACCCUCUUCUGAGCCACCUGCCCAUGACCGGCCUGUAUCCACACCACUCGUCACCUUGCCUAGACAGCCAAGGCAGCACGGACAGCGAUGAUCCAGCUGAUCUCCAGUAUGGCCCACCUACCUCUCCAACACCCUGGUUACCUGUCAACUCUAGAGAUAUAAGACACAUGGACUGUUCUCUCAUGAGUCCUCUGAGGGAUUUGGCCACAAAACACUGCAGCUUAUGUGGCAAGGUCUUCUCUUCGCUUGCACGCCUGGAGACUCACGUGUACAGAUCACACGGUAGUCAUCAUGGACACUCUAUGGUGUUCUGUGACAAUAAAAACCCUGUGAUGCCAUGUAGGGUAAAGGAACGGACAUUUGAUUGUAAGGAAUGUGGGAAGGUGUUCAAACGUUCAUCCACACUUUCUACUCACCUCCUGAUCCACUCGGACACAAGGCCAUAUCCCUGCCAGUACUGUGGCAAGAGAUUCCACCAAAAAUCAGACAUGAAGAAACACACCUUUAUUCACACAGGAGAAAAGCCACAUGUGUGUAAAGUGUGUGGUAAAGCCUUCAGUCAGAGUUCCAACCUGAUCACACACAGUAGGAAACACUACAAACCCUUCAGCUGAACACGCUUACCCACAAAAGCCGGACCUGCAUCAACAGCAGCUGGAUUUGUA
Molecule: messenger RNA, 3230 nt
Organism: Xyrauchen texanus (razorback sucker)
Lineage: Eukaryota; Metazoa; Chordata; Actinopteri; Cypriniformes; Catostomidae
Gene: evi5l
Product: ecotropic viral integration site 5 like
Exons: 24
Coding region: 210-3179 (989 amino acids)
Source: RefSeq, a predicted model, not a curated record